Molecule: messenger RNA, 273 nt
Organism: Cutaneotrichosporon oleaginosum
Lineage: Eukaryota; Fungi; Basidiomycota; Tremellomycetes; Trichosporonales; Trichosporonaceae
Product: 60S ribosomal protein eL43
Biological process (GO): translation
Cellular component (GO): ribosome
Molecular function (GO): structural constituent of ribosome
Source: RefSeq, a predicted model, not a curated record
CAGACCAAGCGCACUAAGAAGGUCGGCGUCACCGGCAAGUACGGUACUCGUUACGGUGCUUCGCUCCGUAAGACCGUCAAGAAGAUGGAGAUUACGCAGCACUCGCGCUACGCGUGCCCUUCGUGCGGCAAGAACGCCGUCAAGCGCUCGGCGGUCGGCAUCUGGAAGUGCAAGGGCUGCUCCAAGCAGUACGCCGGCGGCGCUUACGUCCUCUCGACCCCCUCGGCUUCGACUGUCCGCUCUACCAUCCGUCGUCUCCGUGAGGUUGUCGAC